Molecule: messenger RNA, 4189 nt
Organism: Drosophila teissieri
Lineage: Eukaryota; Metazoa; Arthropoda; Insecta; Diptera; Drosophilidae
Exons: 17
Coding region: 1-4143 (1380 amino acids)
Molecular function (GO): acyltransferase activity, transferring groups other than amino-acyl groups
Source: RefSeq, a predicted model, not a curated record
AUGGUCAACGGAAUAGCCAUUAUUUUCCUUUGCGGUGUGGGUCUCAUCCAUGCGAGCCACUUAAAGGAAGAACUUCAAUCGGUCCACCACCGCUUAAGCAUGCUUAAGGAGUCACUAUCCCUGAAUUUUGACCACGAAAUCAUAGACACUGAAGCAUCUGGCACGAAUGAUACCCAAUGUCUGGCGGAUAUGAAGGAGUUUCUUGGAGGACUAACAGCUGGCAGCUACUGGGCAUUCAAAAUGCUUGAUUCCUGGGGUUCGUUUCCCUCGGGUCUGCUAUACGGAACCUUUUACGAUCUGGGAAACUUCGAUGAGUGCCUCAGUGUAAAUCAAGAGAUCAGCAGCAGCCAAACGAUUAAGGGAAAAUAUUGCUUCAUGGCAGUGCCUCUGAAAGAUUUUCUUGAUACCGGAAUAGAAUCCUUAGAAGGCAUGCAGAUCAAGAUUGCCACUUGUUUUCCGGCCUCCUGUUCGGCAACUCAAAUCGAGAAGCUUGCUGGGCAAUUAUAUCGAAAGAAGUUCAACUCAAGCAUGAAUUUUAACAUGAGCAUUGCUGAGGACGGUUGCCAGACAAGCGAUUCCGAUCCUUGGGAUGGCCUCACCAUUUUCACCGUGGUCAUUCUGUCAGUGCUUACCCUAAUAGUGGUUAGCGCAACACUUUACGACUAUUUUCGUUGCACAAGUCUACAAACACCUGCCUUGAUCAAGAUCAUAUCGGCUAGGGCGAAUUCGCGAGCUCUUUUUCAUCUUCAGGAUGGCAGUUCCAGUUCGAAUGUAAUUGAUUGCCUUCAUGGCAUUAGGUGCAUGUCCCUCAUCUGGGUGGUUUUUCUGCAUGAGCAUAUGUAUUCCCUGAUAUCCCCAAACAUCAAUUUUACCCAUGCGCUUGCGUGGCUAGAGAAACCGGCAGCCAGCUUUUUCGUGCAUGGCUAUUUCUCAGUGAACACGUUCCUCUUUAUCGGUGGCUUGCUGGUAUCCUUGACAGCGCUGCGCACCAUGGACAAGACCAAUGGAAAACUGAAUGUCCCCAUGAUGUAUGUGCAUCGCAUUAUUCGCAUCCUACCCGUGCUGGCCAUGGCAAUCUUGAUCUACGUAAAACUCAUGCCGGUUGUGAGUGGCGGACCCCUUUUCAAAAGUGGCUUCCAUGGCAAAGAGGCGUGUGUGAAUGGCUGGUACUGGGACCUGCUCUUCAUCCAGAACUAUGCUACGAAAACAUGUCUUGAUCAGUCGUGGUAUUUGGCUGUGGACAUGCAGCUGUACAUCCUCUCCCCUCUGCUCCUGAUUGCUCUCUACAAAUGGGGCAAGAGGGCGGCUUGGGGCAUUGUUGGCAUUGUGGCUUUGCUGUCUGGUUGCCUGUUUGCCACCCAAAUGGUCAAUCAUUACUCAAUGAGUAUUAAAAAUGGUGGUGGCGAUGAUGAGGCCAACUCAAAGCUGUACCUGGCCACGCACACACAUGCGGCUCCCUGGCUGAUUGGAUUCCUGUUCGGAUACUUCCUGCACCUGAAUCGUGGCAGAAAGUUCCAGAUGAGUCGACUGGUCGUGUGGUCGGGUUGGCUCCUCAGCCUGGCCAUGAUCUUCACCUCGAUCUUUGCACUUUAUCCGUCUGCGAAGUGGAGCGCUCCUCCCCUUUCCACGCUGGAGGAAUCUCUGUACUACACUCUCACUCGGGUUGGCUGGCCUUUGGCCAUGUGCUGGGUUGUGUUCGUCUGCAUGCAGGGUUAUGGUGGUCUGGCUAACAGCUUCCUCUCCACCCCCUUGUGGCAGCCCCUCUCAAGGCUCUCCUACUCCGUCUUCAUCUGGCACAUGUUCGUCCAGGAGAUAAACAGCCGGAAUGUGAGGACCAGCACUUACUUCUCUUCCUACACUGUGAUGCUCAACUUCUGGUCCGACUUUGGCAUCAGUCUGAUUAUGUCCUAUGCCUUAUAUCUUAUUAUUGAGGCCCCUAUAGGUGGACUGCAUUCCCUUUGGAGUUCCACUCGAAAUGUAAAGUCGCCAGCGGCGGUUGUGGAGCACAAGCGUAAAGUCAAUUCCCUCAAUGCUCCCAAUCGCCAGUCAAUUAAAAUGGUUAAUGUAGUGAGUAGUUUACUGCUCUACGGACUGGUCGCCACCUGUGCCUUGGAGCUCACGGAUCCCAAUGUACCGGAUACAUAUGAAUACACGAGCCAGUUGCGGCCAUUGGGAUUGGAAUUUGCUGAGUACUUUAAGAAUGUGACUCUGGAGAGCCUGGGCGUAUCCGACUCCAAGUUGGCCAGUGCGGAGGAUGUGUUAUGUUCGGCUGAAUUGGAGGCACUUAUGAAUGGCAUCUCAUCACGCCAAAUUUGGGCAUUAAAGAUGAUCGAUUCCUGGGGUACCGUUCCCAACGGACUUUUGACUGGCAAUGUGUACGACCUUGGCAACUUUGAUGAAUGCCUCUCGAUCAAUAAAGUGAUCAGUGGUCAGAGAAUAACAGGAAAGUACUGCUUCCUGCUGGCCAACAAAUUGAGGAUAGCCACUUGUUUUCCGGCUUCCUGCUCGGCCACGCAAAUGGAACCAUUUGUGAAGCAACUGAUGGCAUUGAUCCCCUUGAACAGCUCCAGUAUUGAUAUGAGGAUCAGUGAUGCCAGUUGCCAAACAAGUGAAAUUGAAUCUUGGGAUGGACUGACUAUAUUCACCAUAGUAAUCCUGUCCCUGUUGACUGUUAUUGUGAUGUGUUUUACGAUAUUUGAUUACUUCUUGUGCGAGGAUCACAAGACCCUUCCAGCUCUGGUGAAGGCUUUCUCGGCUAGAGCCAACUCUCGCACACUUUUCCGCAUCAUCCCAAAGAAGAGUAACCCAAAUGUGAUCGAGUGUUUCCACGGCAUCCGCUGCAUGACACUCUUUUGGGUGAUCUACAGCCACGAAUUUAUAUUUUAUCUGUUAUCACCAAACUUAAACACGAAUGAUUUAUUUUCUUGGGCCGUAACACCUUUUUCCAGUUUCGUGCUACACGGUUACUUCUCAGUAGACACUUUUUUCGUCCUGGGAGGCCUUUUGGUAUCUAUGAUUGCUCUACGUCAUAUGGAGAAAUCCGGGGGAAGACUAAACCCACUUUUGAUGUAUCUGCACCGGAUUAUACGCAUUUUGCCUGUCGUUGCCAUCGCCAUAGUAAUCUAUAUGAAAAUGAUGACAGUAGUCAGUGGUGGUCCAAUGUUCAAAAGUGGUUACCACGGCAUGGAGAAUUGUGAAAAUGGAUGGUGGUGGACUUUGCUGUUCAUUCAGAACUAUGCAGUGCAGAAUAUUUGUCUGGAUCAUACUUGGUACUUGGCAGUGGACAUGCAGCUAUUCAUCAUCUCUCCAAUCCUCCUGAUGGCUCUUUACAAGUGGGGCAAGAAGGCGGCUUCUCUAAUCGCCGUACUUGUGGUUUUGCUAUCCGGCUGCCUUUUUGCCACCCAGAUGGUCAACCACUACUCGAUGCUUAUUAAAAAUAACCACGGGAAUGACGGAGGUGCCAACAAAAGAUUGUAUCUAGCCACUCACACACACGCUGUUCCCUGGCUCAUUGGAUUCUUAUUUGGGUAUUUUCUGUAUAUAACUCGCGAAAAGAAGUUUCAGUUAAGUAGGCCUACAGUGUGGAUAGGCUGGCUGCUUAGCCUGGCGAUGCUGUUCACAUCGAUCUUCGCUCUAUAUCCGGCUUCUAUAUGGACUGCUCCUCCACUUUCCACGCUGGAGGAAUCUCUAUACUACACCCUCACCCGGCUGGCUUGGCCCCUGGCCAUUUGCUGGAUAAUCUUCGCCUGCAUGCAGGGCUAUGGUGGUUUGGCCAAUAGUUUCCUGUCCACACCCUUGUGGCAACCACUUUCUAGACUCUCCUACUCCAUGUACAUUUGGCACAUGUUUGUCCAGGAGGUGAAUGUCAGAAAUGUCCGGACUAACACAUACUUCACCAACUACAUUGUGAUGCAACGUUUCUGGUAUGAUCUUGGAUUCACUGUGCUUAUGUCCUACUUUUUGUACCUAAUUAUCGAAGCCCCCUUGUGUGGAUUUGAUAGUCUUUUACGGCGACAAAAGGACCCUCCAGCUACUAAUGAAGCAAACACUAUUUCUAAUGAGAGCAAUAUGGCGAACAGAGAUCACGAUGAUGAAAGUGACACUGAAAAAAACCCUAUUAAUAUUUCUGAAGUACCUAAAUAAUUUAAGAACGAUUCUCUUUACUUUUUAAAACUUAAUAAACGAUCCA